This is a messenger RNA of Zychaea mexicana, 1104 nucleotides long. RefSeq lists its product as uncharacterized. The record is from RefSeq and is a predicted model, not a curated record. Lineage: Eukaryota; Fungi; Mucoromycota; Mucoromycetes; Mucorales; Lichtheimiaceae. The transcript has 3 exons. Bases 45 to 719 code for a protein of 224 amino acids.
CUUCUUUCAGAGCUGCUUUACACCACACGAAACGUUCCUGCAGAAUGGCCGACGUAGAAUUAACAACACCCUCCCCGGAAGCACAUCUCACCAAAGACAUUUCGACACAAAUUAUCGUCAUAAUUACACGAUUAGAAGCCCAACUUACACAACUUGGACAAGAGCAGCUCGAGUUAAGUAAAACAAUAGCAGAAGCAGAAGCUAUCAACGCAGAAGACGAAGCACGACUUGCACAAAUUAAGGAAACUAUGGGACAAGUAUCAACAUAUUAUACCAAACUCUUAUCUUUACGAUCCACUAUGUCGAUGCUUACUGCCCGAACAACUCAACUACAACGUCGAGCAGACAAGCUUAAGAAUAUCAAGUUGCAGUACUUAUCCCAGGUCGACAGCAUAAAGCGAACGGAGCAAGCACGCGACCAAAGCAUUGCAGCUCGGGUUGCUGUACAGUCACCAUCCAUAUCACCUAGCGCAAGCAGUAGCUCAUUAAAGCUACCUCGCCAGCAACAACAACAAGAGCAGCAGAAACAGCUACAAUCACCGGAACAGCCACAGCAACCAAAACCCCACUCAUCAACACCACCAAUACCCAGUCCUGUACAUUCAGAGACGGUGAUGGCUGUAGCGAAAAAGAUUAAAAAGAAAAAGCCCAAGGUUCGCGAGGUCAAGAUUGCAGAAGGAGGAACGAGCGAAGGGUGGAGUCCCAAGAAAAAGAGUUGAAUUUUAUGCUGUAUAAAAGAAGAUUUGCUUUCUGUACUACAUGGUGUGUGCAUGCAUGAAUUCUUGGGAUAUGUUCAAAAGUACCAAUAGUUCAUGUACUACGAUAGCUGCAUCAAUCUGCUGGAUAUAUAGUAUUUUGAAAGAUACGCUUCGAAGAAUGAACGGAAACUACUUGAUUAUUUUUCAACGACCAUCAAAAAGUCCUAUGCAUGCCUAUUCAAUCGGUUAUUUAGUAGUUCUUUAUGACACAAAUGUUUCUAUGCUAGAAAAAGUAACGCGGAAACAGCAAUCGGAUGAAGGUGUAUAAGCUAUUUGCAGGUGCUGACUUUUCAUCCAGAAUAUUGCAGCGACUGCAACCGUAUGGCGGCGAGGACGCAUACAAGAU